Messenger RNA from Daldinia loculata, 1911 nucleotides. RefSeq lists its product as uncharacterized. The transcript has 2 exons. The record is from RefSeq and is a predicted model, not a curated record. The coding region runs from base 1 to 1911 and encodes 636 amino acids. NCBI's taxonomy places the organism in Eukaryota, Fungi, Ascomycota, Sordariomycetes, Xylariales, Hypoxylaceae.
AUGUCCGCUACACCUAAGAAGCCGCUAUCCGCGGCGCAUGGCCGGGCUUCCUCGACCGAGAACACACCUCCGUCGAGGCAGACCCGAGCGUCUACACCGACUUCUUCUACAAAUGGUGCAGGAACCGCCAACAGCCCACAGAGGACACGAUCUAGCCGAGGCGGUACUCCAAUGUCAGCGCGAGCCGCUGCUACGCAUAGGACAACCUCAUCGCUAAGUAUCUCUAGCACAGUUGGGGAUGCUGAGGCUCGCGCCGAGACGGUUGCUCUGAUCGAAGACCUAAAAGAGCGGUUACAGAAGGCAGAUAAUGCUUCCGAGCAGCAUAAGAAACAAGCAGAGGUUUUGCAGACAAGACUCGAUGAUGCCCUUAAAGAGCAAGCCAAACUAGAAGAAAAGGUGCACGAGAGCGAGGAACAGAUCGAAGCGCUUAGAAAUGAGAAACGGGAAGCCGCGAGACAGAUGCGCGAGAUGGAAGCAAUCUAUGAGGCCGAGCGGAGCUCCAUGAUGAAAGAGAAGGAAGAGAUGGCGAACCGUGAGGAGGAGAUGCAAGCUGUGAUCAAUAGGCUAAAGGAGACGCUCAACCAAAAGAACGCAGAGGACGAAAACCGCCCAACAAGGCAAUCGAGUAAUCCAUCUCCUAGUGUAGAGAAUGGGAACUUCGCUCCACCUUCUUCGAUUCAGCGUAGCGAUUCCAGGAAUAAUUCUAAGCUGCUACUUCAGAAGGAUAAGUUGAUUGAAUCUCUACGUCUUGAACUCGCAGAGGCUCAGAUUAAGCUUGUUGAGUCCGAGAAUCAAGGUGGCGGGCGCCUGCACGAAGUCGAACGCCUGCUCAUGGAGGCCCGCAUGGCCAACGCACGGCUGAUGGAAGAUAACGAGUCGUAUCAGCUGCUCCUCCAGGAGAAGACACUCCACGGCGAGUUUGGCAAGGGUGAUUUUGGCUACAUGAACGUUUCCGCCAACCAAGACGCACUCAAUGCUCUUGAAGGUCGAUCCAACGCCGGCGACAAUCCACCGACUCCAGGGGCUAGUUUGGCUGAUGAACUGGGUGCCCUCGGCGGGGAUGAGAAGGCUGUUGAUGAGGAAACUCUGCGCCGUCUUGAGACUGAGCUCCGUGCUGCUAAGGACCAGAACAAGGCCCUUACGUUGUAUAUUAACAAGAUCAUCGAGCGGCUCCUCCAGCACCAAGAGUUCGAACACAUCCUCGACCAGUCCUCCGACUUCAAGCCAGGUGCCAAUCUACACAAGGACCUCCCACCGCCCCCAACAGAUUCUCAGGGAGCUUCAUUCCUAUCGCGCGCGAAGUCUAUCGCCACCGGUGGUCCCGCGCCUCGACCAAAGCCUCGACCCAUGACUAUGUCCGCGGCGCACCAAGCCCAUGCAGUCUCUGCGCACACCAACCCGGAGACGGCUCCUAGCAUUCCCCUCACCGGACUCGGGCGCUCGCAGAGCACAGCGCGGCGCCUCGGAAGGCCCAUGAGCGAGCAACUGACGGGGGCAGCCGGCAUCGUGAACGCCAUGUACAAGGGGCCUGACGGCCCACUAUCUCCGACUUUAAGCACGACAUCGUCAUCCGCACGACAUUCCCAGACAUUCUUCUCCCCUGGAGGCCGCUCGCAUUCGGGCGCCAAUGGCAGCUCGGGUAACUUCCCGGGCAUGCGCAGCGAAACCAGUAGUGUAAGCGGGGACUCAGCCGCGGACGGGACAACAGCCACCUCGGCCAGCCAGAGCCCGCCUAGGACUAUAAGCAGUAUAGCCGAGAAAAGCACCACGCUCGCGGGUAACAAGCCGAGACCGUUGAGGCUGGUUCAAGAAAACAACGAGAAGGAGCGCGCGGAGAACAAGCGCGCGAGUUGGAUCGGCUGGGCGAGUAGCGCGUGGGCGAAGAAAGACGAACAUGAAAGCGUGCGGUAG